Molecule: messenger RNA, 744 nt
Organism: Phragmites australis (common reed)
Lineage: Eukaryota; Viridiplantae; Streptophyta; Magnoliopsida; Poales; Poaceae
Product: RING-H2 finger protein ATL79-like
Exons: 1
Coding region: 53-586 (177 amino acids)
Source: RefSeq, a predicted model, not a curated record
CGGGUGUCACACACUGCUCCGCACCAAAACUCCAGCCAGCCCAGAUAAAGCCAUGGCGCGCCGGGGCAACCACACCGCCUCGCCCUCCAUGAACGCCACGCCGGCGUCCAUGAUCGCCUCCUCGCCGUCUCCCCCGAAGCCGCAGCCUCCAGCCGCCGGCGCCGGCGCGUGGGGGCCUUACUCCAGCUCCCGGGCCUUCUUCUCCAACGUGGCCACCAUCCUCAUCAUCCUCGCCUGCGUCUCCCUCCUCGCCUUCUCCCUCCACGCCGCCGCCCGCUUCCUCCUCGGCUGCCUCGCGCGCCGCCGCGCCGCGCGGGCGCAGGAGCCGAAGCUCCCCUCCGACGCUGCCGCCAUCGCCAGCGCCAGCUCCGAGGCCGCCGGCGCCCCCACUGCCGGCGUGUGGGCGGAGGUGGAGUGCGCCAUCUGCCUGUCCGAGCUGGCUGACGGCGAGCGCGUCCGCGUGCUCCCAGCGUGCGGGCACGGGUUCCACGGCGCCUGCGUGGAGGGAUGGCUCGCGGCGCGCGCGUCCUGCCCCACCUGCCGCGCGCCGUCCAGGCCAUUGCGCGAGCGGGCGGGAGAGCCGUAGCCAACACAAAGCAUCAGGUUGCCGCCAUGCCUUCGUCACUGGGCUCUGUCUGUGACAGACAGGAAGCGACGGCAAGUACAUUGUUAUGCUGGAGCAAGCUCUGCUCCCGUGCUCCAUGCCUUCGGUCCAUGGUGUUUGUUUCAUUAUGGUGUAUGAUG